GCGCGUACGAAAACCCCUAUGUCUCGCGCUCAACGAUGUUCUUUAGCUCUGUUGGAUCUCUAUACUACUUUAGUAUUCUUUAAAGUUGUAGCCUGUGGGAGCCAAAGUAAAGUGAACAGCGCAUUCACUAAACACCGCAGGGGUGGCAUAGAGAGGUUUUCUGUCACCGGAAGUUACUCCGCGUGUUAUCUCAGCACGAGUGCAUCUGACCGCUGUCAAUGCGAGGGAAAUUCGUGAUCAUUGUUCAGUUGACUGCACCUAAGAGGUCGAUUAUUGAAUUCGUCAAAGUGUGGACAAUCAACAACUUCGUAAGCGACCUAAAUUACCCCUCGACACUUCCUAGAAUUCGCAAAACGAUUUUGGAAAUCGAAUUGUUGCGCCGUGUAAUCUAUGUUCAGGAACAGAGUUUUUCCAGAUUGACGAACGCCGCUGCCGAAUAUUUCACUGGAUUGUGACUUCGUUAUUGGACUUAACCUCGCUGAGGAAGAAAUCAAGAGGGCUAAGAUCAAGAAAGGGAGGAAACCGCUCGCUUUAAGAUGCUGCUGUGGUCAAAAGCCUUGGUUUUUGCCUCGAUCUUCAUCGUAAUGACAAAGGAAGUGAAGUCCUGCCCGGUUCCUAACAUCCGCAGCAAGAGGGGAAACGAGAAAAAGAUUGUUGACGUCAUCGCAGGAAACGAUGUUCGACUUACUUGCCAGGUUAAAGAAAAUGGCGUAAUUACGUCUUGGCUAAUGAAUAACAAGACAAUUAGUCCAUCGGACCAUCCGCGGAUGAGACUCAAAUUGAACAAAUACUUAAAGAUAAAGAGCGUUCAAAAAGACGAUGCUGGAUUCUACACGUGUGUAGCUGAGAAUAACUGCGGAAGAAACACCUACACAAUGCAGCUUUUUGUCGGAAGUCCAACGAAAGACCCAAAUCGAAAUUCAACGCCUGCUGCUCCAAAAUUCACGGUACCAGCGGAUAAACUAUCGCGCAGCCUACUCGCAUUACCAGUCGGCAAUUCAGUGAAGCUAGACUGUUCUGCUGAUGGGCACCCCCGUCCUACCGUGAAAUGGUAUAAAGACGGGGCGCAGUUUCUGGAGAGAAAAGGUGGAAGCAGAAUCUACUUGGGUCGGUUUACUCUCUUGCUAAACAUGAAGGACUUAGUACCGACUGACACUGGGAAGUACACCUGUAAUGUGAGCAACGCGUAUGGAUGGAUCAACCAUACUUAUUUUGUGGAUGUUCACGAACGAGCUCGUGCUGAGCCAGUGGUCUUGCCGAUGGAUAACGUCACAGUUUAUGAGGGCGAAAACGCCACAUUGUUGUGCAAAGCGUUAAGUGAUUCUAUGCCUCAUUUCCAGUGGCUGCGAUGGCAUUCAUCUCCUUCAAACGGUACGACCAACAGUACAAUCGAACAUCCACACUACGAAGUAAUCAAACAGAACGCACAAGAUUCAAACGAACAUUUAGUUUCGCCACCAACCAACAACAAGUUUGAUUUCCAUGGAGUGAAGCUGACUUUGGUUAAUGCAACAAAGAAGGACGAAGGAAAAUACACUUGCAUCGUGGGAAAUGCUGUGGGUUACGCCGUGGAGUUGGCCUACAUCAUUGUUCGUGAUCGGCCUGAAACAACAACGUCGCCACCGGUGAUCACAGACAACGUUUUAAGCAAUGUCACCCGUCCCCCCAACAAGAACUACGUUAGAACAUUAGGAGUCAGUGCCUUGUCAGCGCCAAAAAAGACAAUUUAUAUUGUGUUGUUCGUAGCUGCUGCCGUUGUGGUUGUACUGAUUCUUGGAGCGGUCAUGUUCUACUGCCGUCGCAAGCUACAGUUUUCGAAAGGAGCUGGAUAUGGCGUCGUUACCAGCGCUAAACCAAACGAGCCCGCAGUCCAAUAUAGGACGCAUGCUCCAUCGAUAGGUUCCUCUUCUUCUUACGGAUCCACGGUUCCUCUGUUACGUCAGCGGAGUCUGCGUUCUAGACUGGGUUCCAAUCUUACGCAGGUGUCAGAAGUAGACAUGCCAUUGGACGAAAAAUGGGAAAUUGACAGAGAACACAUUAUUUUGUCAGGGCUUCUCGGAGAAGGUGCUUUUGGCAAGGUCAUGAAGGCUGAAGCCAUAGGAUUACCUAACAUGCCUAGUUACAGAUUCGAAGUUGCAGUGAAAAUGCUAAAAGAGGACGCCACAGAUCACGAACUUGCAGAUCUUGUCUCAGAAAUGGAAGUGAUGAAAACUAUUGGAAAACACAAGAACAUUAUCAAUCUCAUAGGAGCCUGCACGCAGGGAGGGCCGCUGUUUGUUGUUGUCGAGUACGCGCCAAAUGGUAACUUGAGGCAAUUUUUGAAAGACAGAAGGCCGACUAGGGAAUACACGACAACUCUUACUCUCAAGGAUCUAGUAUCUUUCGUCUAUCAGGUUGCGAGAGGAAUGGAGUACCUUUCUUCGAAGAAGUGCAUUCAUCGCGAUCUUGCGGCCAGAAACAUUUUGGUUGGAGAUGAUAAUACCAUGAAGAUUGCAGACUUUGGUCUGGCACGGGACGUGCAUCAAGUCGAUUACUACAGGAAAACAACAGAUGGUCGUCUUCCAGUGAAGUGGAUGGCUCUUGAAGCUCUUUUUGAUCGCGUCUACACAACUCAGAGUGAUGUGUGGGCUUUUGGAAUUCUUGUAUGGGAAAUAGUUACUUUCGGUGGGUCACCCUAUCCUGGCGUACCUUUGGAGAGCCUAUUCGAACUUUUAAAAUCUGGAUUCAGAAUGGAACAACCAUUAAACUGUCCUGAAAAUAUGUACGAAAUUAUGUUAAAAUGCUGGCAAGAUUCGCCGACACGGAGGCCAACGUUUGAAGAGCUAGUUCAGGAAUUCGACGCCAUGUUGGUGUCCCUGUCAGACAAGGAAUAUCUUGAUCUGGAUGCAUUGGAACCACAAACACCCACGUCUUCAGAACCGCCUUCAACGCCACGAAAUUCAUUAGGAACUGAACAUGACACAGACAAUGAUGACAGAGAUAUUGACAAUGUGUUCGUUGACAAUACCAACGAUAUCUUGGAAUCGCGUGAGAAUGAACUUCCAGCUCGGACAAAAGAAUCAGAGAACCUGGACACGACAAUACCAUUAACUCAAAAUGGACAUCAUAAGGACACAACAUGCGCGCUUCCUAAGUCGAGUUCUGACAUGGAAGGCGAUAAAAGACAAACGCGUGUCGUUACUUAUCGUUCACCCAUACACAGCGACGUGUGAACGCAAGUGGUCUGAAGUAAUAGUGGAGUCACGCGAACCGGAGUCACGCGAAUAAUCAUAGUCACGCGAUCCUGAUCUAUGGUUCUCGCACAAGUAUUUUGCGGGUUGUGCACAAAUAUGGAAACAAAGUAUUCAAGGACUGUAACACGAAGACUAUCCGAAAAGAUCCUCUCAGUGAUGUACUGUACAACAAGCCAGCAUAGAUAUUGUUCGAAAAUAUACUGAAAAUUAGUCAACUACGAUAAUAAACCGAGUUAAAACGAAAAACAUUCUUCUAACUAACGCAGAAAUGUUAAUCAAUUGCCCAUUUCCGAGUCGCCUUAAGCCGCAGUAUCAAAACGAGUCUACGUGCGAAACCAUUCACAUGAAAAUGCGUUUGGCCUACAGCUUCAUUUUCAUGCAAAUCAAACUAAUUUUCAAAUGAAAGGUUUUGCAAGAAGACUCGUUUUGAAAUAGAGGCAAAAGGUAACUCAGAAAUGGCGUAUUUCUGCAGUGUUGGAAAAACAUUAUACCGAGUUACUUGAGAGAUGGUUAAAGUGCUUUUAAAAUGUGGAGUCUGCAAAAGGCGAAGGAAAAGCUGAAAAGAAGAAAUAACUGAUGCUUUUGUACAGAGGGCUGAAACAUUAGUGUCUUUCUUCUACAAAUAAGGAGAAUAAGCACUGACAAAUAGAUCUAUUAUAUCGAAUAUAUUAAAUAAAUUUACUUUUAUAGACAAG
Molecule: messenger RNA, 3928 nt
Organism: Orbicella faveolata
Lineage: Eukaryota; Metazoa; Cnidaria; Anthozoa; Scleractinia; Merulinidae
Product: fibroblast growth factor receptor 4-like
Biological process (GO): multicellular organism development; protein phosphorylation; positive regulation of cell population proliferation
Cellular component (GO): plasma membrane; signaling receptor complex
Molecular function (GO): fibroblast growth factor receptor activity; ATP binding
Source: RefSeq, a predicted model, not a curated record